UGGUUAUCGAUGGCAUUCUUAUCUCUGGCAUUAUUUUUGUUGUCUAAAAAAAAGAUAGGAGGUUGAAGAACUUCUGGAAAGACUGAAGGAACGUGCGAAAGUUCGUUUGAUGUAGUAGACUCUCAGAUUUUGGAUACUGUUUUCAAGGCCAACAAGUAUCUAUGGAAGCACCAGAGAAUCUUCCAAAACUUCUGAACCAGUUCAGGGAGAACCUGUCAGAUAUAUUGACUCCAGAUCAUACAGAUGCUGUUCUUUUAAAAUGGCUUAGAGCAAGAAACUACGAUGUGGAGAAAGCUGAGCGAAACUUUCGAGAGGUGGAUACAAACAGGAAAAUGUUUCAAAUCAACACGCUGUUGGAGAACUAUGUAAAACCUGAGGUGGCGGAGAAGUACGAAAGGACGGCUUGUCUGGGCUUUGCAAAAGAUGGCACGCCAGUUCGAUACUGUGGAUUUGCUGACUUCAGAGGUUUUAUCAUGGCAAUGUCAAGCUACGACAUGUGCUUAUUUUUCUCCUAUUACAUGGAAAUGGACUAUGCCACUUUGAGGCAAGAAAACAAAAAAAACGGAGGAAAUUUGCACGAAAUGACCUAUAUUUUCGACAUGGAGGAUUUCAGUAUACAGGAUUGUGUACAUAAAUGUGCACCGGGUUAUUUCUACAGAGCUUUUAAUUUUCUGAAACCAAUCUUCCGACCAACUCUUCUAGAGAAGAUUCAAGUUAUUUCCAAACAUCAAACUAGGGAACUCCUGCUGAAGUACAUUGAUGAGGACGUUCUUCCCGCCUUUUUGGGAGGUAAAAGAGUCGAUUCGAACGGAGAUCCCAGAUGCGGCGAAUUGUUAGAAAAUCCUCAAGACUUGGGCUCCAACGCCCAAAAAGUUACUAUACUUGAAUUGUAG
This is a messenger RNA of Uloborus diversus, 893 nucleotides long. RefSeq names its product SEC14-like protein 2. Lineage: Eukaryota; Metazoa; Arthropoda; Arachnida; Araneae; Uloboridae. Gene Ontology annotation, cellular component: cytoplasm. Bases 162 to 893 code for a protein of 243 amino acids. The transcript is spliced from 11 exons. The record is from RefSeq and is a predicted model, not a curated record.